CUUCUUUAUAAUCAAUCUUCUUGUUUGGUAUUUUCCAUUUUGCAUUUCAUAAUUAAUCUUCAAAAAACAUUGAAGGAAAAAAAAAAUGGUUAAAUUGAGCAACAACUUGAUCGGAAUCCUGAACUUCUUGACCCUCAUUCUCUCGAUUCCGAUACUGGUGGCUGGCGUGUGGCUCAGCAAACAAUCCAACACCGAAUGCGAGAGAUGGUUGGAGAGACCCGUCAUUGCACUCGGCGUGUUCCUCUUGGUGGUUUCACUCGCGGGACUCAUCGGUGCUUGUUGUCGCGUUUCGUGGCUCCUCUGGUUCUACCUACUCGUGAUGUUCUUGCUCAUCGUGCUCCUCUUCGGAUUCACCAUCUUCGCCUUUGUUGUUACCAAUAAAGGAGCUGGUGAAGCUUUGGGGAAUAAAGGGUACAAGGAGUAUAGGCUUGGUGAUUACUCUAAUUGGUUGCAGAAAAGGGUUAACAAUACCAACACAUGGAACAGGAUUAGGAGUUGUUUGCAGUCUGGAAAACUCUGCUCCGAUUUCCAAUCCCGAUUCCUCAACGACACCGUCGAUAAGUUCUACACGGAGAAUUUAUCAGCGCUUCAGUCUGGAUGUUGUAAGCCUUCAGACGACUGUAAAUUUGUCUAUCAAAAUCCAACUACAUGGACGAAGACAACAAAUGCGACUUAUACCAACCCUGACUGUGAUGCUUGGAAUAACGAUCCAAACGUUCUGUGCUUCAAUUGCCAAUCUUGCAAGGCCGGCUUACUGCAAAACCUAAAGACUGACUGGAAGAAGGUGGCUAUUAUCAACGUCAUAUUCCUGGUCUUCCUGAUUAUUGUGUAUUCCAUUGGUUGCUGUGCAUUCAGGAAUAACAGGAGGGACAAUUGGAAGAGAUAUUAGGCUCAUUUACAUUCACUAUUUUUAGUAUGUAGAUGAGUUAGGUCAUUUCGUUUAUAUGCUGGAUUUUUUCAGUACAGUGUCUGCUAUGUAAAUUGCUCACUUUUAUAUUACAUUUUCGCAUACCUUCUGUACUUAGAUAUUACUUUGGAUGCACUGCAUUUCCUUCUGUUUCCUCACCUUAUAUCGCACAAUGCAGAACAUUUUACCUUCGCUUAAUUGAUUGUGUGAAAGUAUUUCAGAUU
Gastrolobium bilobum is the source of this 1131-nucleotide messenger RNA. Its product is annotated as tetraspanin-8-like. NCBI's taxonomy places the organism in Eukaryota, Viridiplantae, Streptophyta, Magnoliopsida, Fabales, Fabaceae. The record is from RefSeq and is a predicted model, not a curated record. The coding region runs from base 86 to 889 and encodes 267 amino acids. Gene Ontology annotation, cellular component: plasma membrane; plasmodesma. The transcript has 2 exons. Gene Ontology annotation, biological process: auxin-activated signaling pathway.